UUCAUGCAGUACGCAGCACUGGAGAACCACAUGAUGCAUAUAAAUUUAGAGCGCGAAGCAGCCCCCUCACAAAUGGAGCCGCGACAUCAGCAACAUGCUCCACAGCAGCAACCUAUGCAAGGUCAACAAUCUCAUCAAAAUCAGGUACAACAACAAGAUCCAGAGCAGAUGCGACAAGAGAUCCGCCAACAGAUCGAACACUAUUUUAGUGCUAAAAACUUGGAGAACGACACAUUUCUAAGAGAAAGAAUGAAUGAGCAGGGUUGGGUCCCAUUGACGCUUAUUGCUGGGUUUAAGAAAGUUUUCUCUAAAACUUCUGAUAUAGAAUUCAUAUUGGACUCUAUACUACCUUCAACUGAGGUUGAAGUAUUGGUAGGUUUUCUUGCUAAAUCCUAAAUUCUUGGUUAACAUGCUAAAUAUCUUAUACUUUCAUGUUUUAUAUAGGACGCGAAAAUCCGAAAGAGCCUAGGGUGGGAGAUAUACCCACUCCCCCUAAAACAACUGAAGUGAAGACACUAUACACCAAUGAUUUUUUGUAUGAUUUAUUUACUAUGAAGAAUUUUAAGCGUUAGCUUCUUGUGAUUUUUGAGAUACAAACACGGGCAAAAAAUAUAUUUUAUGCUAUUAUUAGGGGGAACUGGAAUUUAUCUGUUAGAGACAACUAUAGAGUCUUAUUGUAAUAUCCGGUGAUGAUUUUUUUUUGGAUGCUUAAUGCUUGUUUUGUGGUUUAAGUUUAUUUUCUCUUGCACAUAUUCAUUAUGAUU
Molecule: messenger RNA, 764 nt
Organism: Panicum virgatum (switchgrass)
Lineage: Eukaryota; Viridiplantae; Streptophyta; Magnoliopsida; Poales; Poaceae
Product: la-related protein 1C-like
Exons: 3
Coding region: 4-396 (130 amino acids)
Molecular function (GO): RNA binding
Source: RefSeq, a predicted model, not a curated record